Plenodomus lingam JN3 is the source of this 120-nucleotide messenger RNA. The record is from RefSeq and is a predicted model, not a curated record. NCBI's taxonomy places the organism in Eukaryota, Fungi, Ascomycota, Dothideomycetes, Pleosporales, Leptosphaeriaceae.
AUGGCCGUGUGGGAUGCAUGGCCAACAACCAACAUCGGCCACCAUCAAAGCACCACCACCACGACGCCCAAGUUGGGCCUUUGCACGAAUGGGCUUCCAGUGCUGCCGGGACUGCCAUAA